UUCAUGAGGAUUGUCAGUCUGUCUCUUAAAAAAUGAACUUGCUUUAUACUUCAUCAGUUAAGUGCGAGAGCGCUUCUUUAUCCAGAAUUUUCCAUUUUCAUCUAUAAUGCUCCGGAUGAUAAUUAUCCUCUGUGAUGAUCAGGACUUAUUCCAGCAGCUUCUGAGUCAGCUGAUGCCAUUUCUCCAUGCAGGCUCGCUGUGAGUGUGUGUGCAGGAACGCCCACAGCACCUUUGGAAGCAAAAGUUUCAUACAAGAAUCUGCAGUUGUCCGAGCUUUACGUAUUUACGAAUAAGUAAAACUGCGAAUAAAGAAACGCGAAUCCGCAGGGGAACACAGUAUAGAAAAAUACUUCAUUCAACUAUUGUAAAUAUGUGAAAGCUAUACUUUAUAAAUGAAUGGAUGAAUGGCCACAGAACUUGUGUUUUUGCAUACAGAGAACUGGGACUUUGUGGCUCCUGCCGGGUUUUGGUCCAUAAAAACUGGACCACAUGGCUCUUUUAUGGAAGUGUUGAAGUGUUUUUGAGGAAGAAAAACUGUAAAUAGAAACCUGUGUCAUAAGGUGUUGUAAAAGGGGUGGGACCACACAAGACUUCUCUUCUACCCACUCUUUUUCAAACACAUUGUUUGCUAUGAAUGUAUACUUGUAUUUUUUUAUUUUUAAAUUUGUUUUUUUAAUUAUUUUGUUUAUAUUCGAUUUGUUUUUGAAACAAAAACAAACAAACAAAAAAGGUUAAUGGUGGCAGACCCGUGCCCGACACUAAGAAUGCUGAUGGGAACAGGAGCAGGUGCAACAGACUACUGACAUAUUCAGGGUUUGUCCAACAGUAGCAAACCCUGUGACCCCAAAAAGUAUUCAGCCCAUUUUGUACUUAUCAAAGAAAAAAAGUACUCAAUAGACAUCUAAAAAUAUCCAAAGAUGGGACAGCUUCAGGUAGAUGUGUAAUCAAUCACUUUAGGUGGACUGCUAACAGAGUAACGUGGAAUGGUUUUCAGAAUCAUCUACUGUAGAUUUAUACUUGUUGGAUAAUAGACUUCAUGUGUCCAGUGGGAAGAAACUACCCGGUCCUCACUGGCCGCGGAGGCACCGCGAAGCGCCGUGGAACAGAGUCUGCUUCCAUUCGCCGCCCUUGUUAACCUAUGGUGCGGUUCGCACCAGAGCGCCGCGGUCCUCCGCUGAAGGGUCACGGCGAGCAGCGGAUCGUUUCAGCGAGCGAUCCACGUCAAUUCUGGCAGGAAGUUCCAUCAAGAUUCAUGAGAAAAUCUGUUUUUUUUUUAAAUAUAGCCAAUUUUUUACAAUAAAACAGCGACUGACAAAUGUGAUCAUGUUUUUGUAUCUAAAGCGACUAUAGAGAUGAAAAUAAACACACAACCACAACACACUCCUCUCUGUGUCUCAACAACAGAUGCAUUGAAGAACUGUAGGCCUACUAACUGCUUGCUUCUUCUUAGCAGAAACAUGAGUAUUAUUUUAUGUUACUAAUUUACACAUGAUGGCAAAAAAACCCCAAACCUCUAGCAGAAACGCCUGUCGACUGUCAUAGAAAAAAGUGCCUGCUGUGAAUUGCAGGAGACAGCGGACAUCACGUGCACUCCACGCUGUGUGAACCUAGCGAAAUGGCGUGUUUACAAGCUCAAAGCAUGAUGGGACUGUGACACAAUUAUCUGGAGGAAAUUCAUCUGCUAGAGAUCUGAACCGGGAUGUGCAAUAGACUCCAUAAAUUGAUGUCUAAGUGAUGCAGAUCUGUAGCUGUCAGCUUUAAAACACUCACACUUUAGAAGCUGAAGAGUUGAGGAGAGCUGGAGACACGCGUCUGCUCGUGACCCGGAACUGGAAGAGUUCAAUAAUAACAACAGUAGAAAUGAUUUUAGAUGUUUAAGUGUUCAGAUCGGGGCCCCAAAAGUGUUGGGGCCCCAAACAAUCCCUUACCUUUGCCUAAUGGUCGGUCUGCCCCGUCUCUGUGGUCUGAACCUUUUCCAUCCUCUGUCUGCAGGAGCUCAGUAUGCUAGAAUCACAUAUCUAUUCACUAGAACAUGUGCAGUUGAAGGUUCCACCGUCCUCCUGCCCUGCAGCUUCACUCCUCUGAAGUCUUUCAUCAAAGAUGGAAUAAAUGUUCCACUAAAGAUCAUCAGAGUCCGCUGGUGCAGGAAUCAUCCCAUCUGUCAGGGGGACACUCCCUCUGUGUUUGACAGUGAUUCAUUGGAUGUUGAUCCCCAGUUUCAGUACCUGGGAGACAUGGAGGGAAAGUGUACUUUACAGAUCUCCAACAUUCAGCUGAAAGAUGAAGCUACAUAUCGCUUCAGAAUGGAAGCUGAUCAUCUUGCUGGACAUUUCACCAACCAGACAGGAGUGACGGUCCAAGUAGAAGGAAAUCCUGUCAUGAGAGUAGCAGGAAGUAACAACUCAGAGGUCAGAGAAGGUCAGACAGUUUCCCUUCAAUGCUCCACUUCACCCUGCAGCUUUCAUCGUGUCAACAUCUCCUGGUUCAGAGAUGACCACGCCCUCCCAGAGGCUGGCCCCACCCUUCAUCUGGGCCCCCUGACUGCAAAGGAUUCUGGGAACUACAGCUGUGCUCUGGGGACAAGAACUCAGAGUCGCUCCGAUCCGUUCAGCCUGCAGGUGGAGGCGGACUCUGAAGGUGGGGGGGUCACAGGAGAAACGUCUCACAGGAUCCUCGGUGUGGCGGUCGCCGUCCUGGUGGUGGUCAUCGCUCUCGCUGCUCUCAUGCUCUUCUUAGUCAUUAAAAGGAGGAGAUCAGCUGUGAGUCGGAGCGCUGAGCAAAGACACCGCGGCGAUGUGGUUCUGCCGUCUGGACCUAAUGGAGAAGCUCAGAGGACAGACCAGAACGUGGAGGACGUCAGCUACGCCGCCGUUCACUUUAAACAGAAGAAACCCAGCAGAGAGCUGCAGCCGCACGCAGACGAUGUGGUCUACUCCGCAGUGGUCACUCGAGGUUGAACACAAACCCUGUGGAGCUUCAGGACCCUGAUGGGAAGCCCCGCCCCCUGAGAGUUUCUGUCUGUGUUUCUAACCUCGAAGCUCCAGGAUCUCAUCUGUGACCUUCAGUCGGUUUAUAACCUCAGAGAAAAGCUCAAAUCUACAUCACUCUUUCAGCUCCUGGAUCAAACCUCACAGCAGAACCUUUAGACAAAGAUUUAUGAUGAUAAACUUUCAAUAAAUGUCUAAAAACGAGUUUCUGAAGAUAGUUUGUGAGGUUUUCUGCCAGACGCGUCAAAACUAAAAAUGUUUCCAAAAAUAACUUUCUUUUCUUUUUUAAGCUUUUAUCUUGUUUCCAAUGUUUUUGUCAAAACUAAUUUUCUAUAAUUUAUUGUAUUUUUUUAAUGAUUUUACAUGUUUUUCCUUAUUUAAAACAUUUUUGUAAAUGUGUUUUUGAAUGUGACUCUGUUUCUGUGUAAAGUUCUACAAAAAAUCAAUAACAAGGUUCAGACUGA
Molecule: messenger RNA, 3451 nt
Organism: Oryzias melastigma (Indian medaka)
Lineage: Eukaryota; Metazoa; Chordata; Actinopteri; Beloniformes; Adrianichthyidae
Product: sialoadhesin
Exons: 6
Coding region: 1938-2957 (339 amino acids)
Source: RefSeq, a predicted model, not a curated record